GCCUGUCCUCUCUCCCGCUGCAGAACCUGCAGACCCAGGGCUGGCCAUGAAGGUUCUGCUCCUCACCGGGCUGGGGGCCCUGUUCUUCUCGUACUAUUGGGAUGACAACUUUGACCCUGCUGGCCUGCAGGGAGCCCGAGUGCUGCUGACCGGGGCCAGCGCAGGCAUUGGGGAGGAGCUGGCUUAUCUCUACGCGCGCCUGGGCGCCCACCUGGUGCUCACGGCCCACACCGAGGCCCUCCUGCAAAAGGUGGUAGGGAACUGCCGGAAGCUGGGCGCUCCCAAGGUCUUCUUCAUCGCUGCGGACAUGGCCUCCCCUGAGGUGCCCGAGCGCGUGGUGCGGUUUGCGCUGGACAAGCUGGGAGGGCUGGACUACCUCGUGCUGAACCACCUCGGCGCCACCCCGGCAGGCACGCGGUCCCGAAGCGUCCAGGCGACACGCUGGCUCCUACAGGUGAACUUCCUGAGUUACGUGCAGCUGACUUCGUUGGCGCUGCCCAGCCUGACGGACAGCAAAGGCUCUCUGGUGGUCGUGUCCUCGCUGCUCGGCCAUGUGCCCACAUCCUUCUCCAGCCCAUACUCGGCUGCCAAGUUCGCGCUGGACGGCUUCUUCGGCUCUCUACGGCGGGAGCUGGACGUGCAGGACGUGAACGUGGCCAUCACCAUGUGUGUCCUGGGCCUCCGGGAUCGCGCCUCGACCGCCGAGGGAGUCAGGGGCAUCACGAGGGCCAAGGCGGCCCCAGGGCCCAAGGCAGCCCUGGCCGUGAUCCGCGGCGGCGCCACACGCGCCCCUGGUGUCUUCUACCCGUGGCGCUUCCACCUGCUCUGCCUGCUCCGGGGAUGGCUGCCGCACCCGAGGGCCUGGUUCAUCCGCCAGGAGCUCAACGUCACCGCUGCCGCUGCUGCCUGAGCCCCCGGCCGUGGCACUCCUUCAUCUUCCCGGAGGGGAACCCUCCAUCCAGCCGCCCCAGAGUGGCGGCGACACAAACCGAGACACCUCUGAGCUGUUGACCGUGGCUCAAGACAGAGUCAUCAAGACAGAAAAGGACAACCGAGAAAGUCUACCAGCCCCUGGAAACGGUCACAACUACGGUCGGGGUGACACGGUUGCUGCUUUCAUUUUGCAGAUGAGAAAGCUGAGGCUCAGAGAGGUGGUGUGACUUGCCCAGGCCCCUGGCCAUGUCAAACAGGGCAC
This is a messenger RNA of Odobenus rosmarus divergens (Pacific walrus), 1195 nucleotides long. It is a transcript of the gene HSD11B1L, whose product is annotated as hydroxysteroid (11-beta) dehydrogenase 1-like. The record is from RefSeq and is a predicted model, not a curated record. The transcript is spliced from 7 exons. Gene Ontology annotation, molecular function: oxidoreductase activity. NCBI's taxonomy places the organism in Eukaryota, Metazoa, Chordata, Mammalia, Carnivora, Odobenidae. The coding region runs from base 47 to 910 and encodes 287 amino acids. Gene Ontology annotation, cellular component: intracellular membrane-bounded organelle.